This is a messenger RNA of Rubroshorea leprosula, 1470 nucleotides long. NCBI's taxonomy places the organism in Eukaryota, Viridiplantae, Streptophyta, Magnoliopsida, Malvales, Dipterocarpaceae. The record is from the annotation of a GenBank genome assembly.
GUCUCCAUCAUGCCUCUUCUCUACUUCUUAGAAAGCACUGCAUCAGUCUUAGCUCAGUUUGCAUCUGCUGGAGUCAAUCCAGCAUGCUCCACAACAGCAUGACUUCCUCAAUCAGGAGGAUACACAAACCUUUCCAUAGGAAAAGGUACCACAGCACCUGCCAUGUAGUUGUCUUCUACUUCUUGGAUCAAAUUCUAGUGAAUUUAAGCACUGGUUUGCUCAGCCAGCUGCGCCAUCAAAAUCUUGUGCGUCUCUUCAGCUUUUGUAAAGAGAAAGAUGAGAGGAUGCUUGUGUAUGAAUAUCUGAACCAUGGAGCACUGCGUGAUCAUCUUCAUAAGGGAGGUGAUCCACUUCCAUGGAAGCAGAGGCUAGAAAUAUGCAUUGAAGCAGCACUCAUGUUGCAGCGCUCACGUCUUUCCAUUUGCUGCUACUUUGGCAGCUUGAACACCACAACUCCAACACUCCUCCUCGGUGUUAAAGCUCCAUGUACCAUCCUUCUCAAACAACCUCAGCUCCUCUUUCAUUGCAGCUUUCCUUCUUUGGAUUUUGCUACCUCAAACAAAUUUUGGAGCUUCCUUGGGCUAAAGAUUUGGCUACUCGGUCAUGAAAAUGACUUGAUGCAAUGGUGCAAAGUAUAUCUAAUCCACCGUAAUGUGAAGAGCUCCAAUAUUAUUCUGGACAAGAACUGGGUAGCUAAGCUUGCUAAUUUCCGAGUAUCCAAGAUGGUUCCUCCUAGCACGUCAAAGCCAAAGGUUUUGACAAAGACGAACUCAAGGGUUGCAGGGAAGAUAGCACCAGUGUGUUUGAUAGAAUUCCUGGAGAUUGCAUUCAGUUGCAUUCAUCCAAAGGCCAGUGAACGGCCAACAAUGGGAGAAGUAGAGGUGACAUUAGUGUUAGAGUUGUGGUGUCAAAGCUACAGCAGUGGGAGCAAAUUGAAAGAUAAGAGAGUAUGUGAAGCUGUGAAGUUGAAGGUUAACUUAAUGUCCUUCAAUCUUCUUGAGGCAGAAGAUUUGCAAGAAGCAAGAUCAAAAAAUGUUGGUUUGAUGAUGUUUUAUGUUGCUGGUGUGGGUGGUGUUUUAUGCUACAGCAUUAGUCCAAAAAGGCAAGGAUGGCUUGUGAAGGUGCAGAUUGGGACCAUGAUAGUACUCAACAUUGCAUCAAGUCAUUUUCAUGAUCGAGUAGCCAAGUCUUUAGCCCAAGAAAGCUGUACAAGAUGUAGAAGAUGAUGAAGCAGCACUUUGAGGUACCAAAAUCCUUGUUUUAUUUACACAAAAAAUGCAACUUAGUUACAAAACCUCCAAAAUGUGUUUGAGGCAACAAAAUCCAAAGAAGGAAAGCUGUAAUGAAGGAGGAAAUGAGGUUGUGUGAGAAGGAUGGUACUUGACUCUGGAGAAAAAUGUGAAAAGCAAGCACAAGAUGGGCAACAAAGGGUUGAUCCCAGGUGCUUAGGUAUAAAUCUAUUUUUGUUUU